AUAAUAUAAGUUAGACUGGACCUCUUGUUUAUUACAAUAACAGUUUAUAUACACAGAUCUAGAUUUUCUGUCUAGAUCUAAUUACUAGUCUAGAAAAAAUCAAAGAUAUCAUACUAGCUUAUACAUUUGUCAAUUUUCCAUUGUGCAUUGCAUUAGCAAUGUAUUUCAAACUCUGAAUUGUACUAAUAGUACUUUAUCCAAAAUCGUGUACGGGCACGGUAUUAGAGCUAAUCUAGAUCUAAACCUCUCCACUGUUUUACUGUGAUGUGGAAUAAUAGCAACAAACGUGUAAGCCCGAAAAUGGAGUCGUUGUUGUCUAAGUACAUUAAAGUAGCCUCCGUGGUUACGGCCUACUGGGUUAUCUCAAUAUCUAUGGUUUUUAUGAACAAGUAUUUACUUAGCAGUGAUGACUUAAAGUUAGAUGCCCCAUUGUUUGUAACAUGGUUUCAGUGUAUUGUGACCUUUCUUCUGUGCAUACUUUUGAGCCUUGGCAGUCAGUUUGUUCCUAAAUAUGUGUCAUUCCCUGGAGUUAAAAUAGAACUCAAACUUUUAAGAGCUACUCUGCCACUUUCAAUUAUAUUUGUAUGUAUGAUAACAUUCAACAAUCUCUGCCUUAAGUACAUUGGAGUGGCUUUUUAUUUUGUUGGUAGAUCUUUAACUACUGUAUUCAAUGUGGUUUUUACAUAUUUCAUGCUUCAACAAACCACAUCGGGCAAAGCAUUGGCAUGCUGUGGCAUUAUUAUUGCUGGUUUUUUUAUGGGAGUAGAUCAGGAAGGAGCAUCAGGCACUCUUUCAAUAGUUGGUGUUAUAUAUGGUGUUCUGGCUAGUGCUUCUGUUGCUCUGAAUGCCAUUUAUACCAAGAAAGUGCUCCCCCUGGUAGACAACAAUGUCUGGCGUCUGACUUACUACAACAACAUCAAUGCCAGCAUAUUGUUUAUUCCCCUUAUGAUUAUGUUUGGCGAGGUUGGUGAAGUGGUGAGGUUUCCAUUACUCAGCUCAAUCACAUUUUGGAACUGGAUGAUAAUGAGUGGAGUGUUUGGGUUCGCUAUAGGAUACGUUACAGGAUUACAAAUUCAAGUGACUUCACCUCUGACACACAACAUAUCUGGAACAGCUAAAGCCUGUGCUCAAACUAUCUUAGCAUGUAUUUAUUAUCAUGACAUCAAGACAAACUUGUGGUGGGUCAGCAAUAUGGUUGUUCUGUUUGGCUCAGCUGGGUACACUGAGGUCAAGCGCAGGGAAAUGAACCAACAGCAUAAAAUAACUAUUGCUGAAGCCCAGAAACAAAAUGAAAUUUUGAUAUCUCUAGAAGAUAGCAAGCAACCGCUGCUUGAGGAUGAAACAAGAAAAGCAGAAAAAAAGUAACAGUGUCUUGGUAUUUUUCUGUUUCUAGUUAUCUUAACUGCUUCAUAAUCUUAUGGAUGUACAAUGUGGGGUGUUUUUGUUUUUUCACUACAUAUUAUAUGGUGAUCUAGCUUAGCUUCUAUCAAUACAUGUACUUUUUAGCUACACCUCUUUUGCAAACCAUUAAGGCAUGGUCGAAAUGCUUCAUUAACUGCUUUUUAGUCACAGGGUUCCCACUCUUUGACAUGUAAUUUAUAAUUAUUUUUUAAUCAAUUCCUACUUUAUGUUCAAAUAAUAUAAAAACUAAACAUUCAUAACCUUUGCAUGGGGUUGGCCGUAAGCAAAAGUGAUAUUACUGAUAAUUAUUAAUAAGAAAAAUGCAAUGUAAUUGUUAGAUCCCCUGAGUCACAUAGAUGGAACACUUUGAUUUAAAAUGUAUGUAAAAGUUUUUAAUUAAUUAAGUAAUAAUUGAAUUGAUUUUUCUAAAAUUGUAAUAAAAUGUGUUGUCACAUGGCACAACGUAAUGUGCAAAAUUUCAGCUAGAUAGGAUAAUGAAAUGUCUUAAUAAAUUAUUCAAAAGUUAGUUGAAAUUUAAAAAAAAAAAUUAAAGCUUUAAUUAUCAAUUUUUCCUGGUCAUCAUAAGACAAGCUUUUUUUUUUGUUGUCACUUACAAAUUUGUUUAGGAAUGGUGUGGUGUAAUAAACAAUACAUACAUCAUACAUAUAUAAACAACUUACAAUAGAUG
Biomphalaria glabrata is the source of this 2089-nucleotide messenger RNA. RefSeq names its product GDP-fucose transporter 1-like. Gene Ontology annotation, cellular component: Golgi apparatus. The record is from RefSeq and is a predicted model, not a curated record. The coding region runs from base 265 to 1365 and encodes 366 amino acids. Gene Ontology annotation, molecular function: antiporter activity. Lineage: Eukaryota; Metazoa; Mollusca; Gastropoda; Planorbidae. The transcript has 8 exons. Gene Ontology annotation, biological process: GDP-fucose import into Golgi lumen; protein O-linked glycosylation via fucose.